AUGCGUGUGCAAGUCUUGGUCCUCUCUCACCCACAACCCUUCUUUGUCACUGCCCAUCAAAACUUGGGCUGCAACAAGCACACUCACCUCCUCCUCUCUGCCUUGGACAAAUCCACAAGGCAGCAACACUUCUUCACCUUACAAAUCAACCAACAAGGAAGCCUAACACCCUCCACCCACAUUCUAAGCCUUCCAAUGCCUCGAACCAAGAACGAACGCUCUACCUUGCGCAGAGUAUCAACGGCUUGUCCUCUUACAAAUGAGUAUAAGGUUCUCCAAGUGCAAAAGUUUGUCCCUACCUUGAGGGGUAACCAUUUUAUGUUCAAGAUAUUCAAACUGGGGACAAGUUCAUGGAGGAACAUCGAGGUAGACCUUAAUGAUCUCCCUUCUGGUCCUCUUAAGUGCCCGUUUGAUUUGCGAAGCGUGUGCGUUAAUGGGGUCAUACAUUGGUUGCAUGCGACACAAAAUGUUAUAUUGGUUUUUGACAUUGUUGAAGAGAAAUUCAGAGCAAUCCCACUCCCUAAAGAUUAUAAUUGUUUUCUGCAUUUGGUUAGUUAUAUAAUUGGAGUGGAUGGAUGUUUGGUUCUAGUAGGUGAUGAGCAGUUGAUGGGACAGGAACUGAUGGGGCUGUGGGUUUUUAGGGACUACCAAAACCAGCUGUGGCUUAAGGAGGCCAUCACUCUUCCCUUUGUUUGGAGGGAGGUAGGGUACCCUGUUCCUUGUUGUACCAUUCACACAGGUGAGCUCCUCUUCCAGUCUUCAGGGUUAAGCAGGCAUCACCCUGCCUAUAUGAGGGAGCAUUUAUACAACAUGAAGACUGCAAAUUUUAGGGCAAUUGAUGAAAUUGUUUUGCCCCCCGGAUCGACAUUUCUGAAGGAUAAUGCAUUGAAGUUACUUGCUACUUAUGAGGAUACCAUUGUGCCCUUAAGAAGAGAGUUAUGA
Messenger RNA from Prunus armeniaca (apricot), 942 nucleotides. The record is from the annotation of a GenBank genome assembly. NCBI's taxonomy places the organism in Eukaryota, Viridiplantae, Streptophyta, Magnoliopsida, Rosales, Rosaceae.